This is a messenger RNA of Necator americanus (New World hookworm), 2178 nucleotides long. RefSeq lists its product as uncharacterized. Gene Ontology annotation, biological process: transmembrane transport. The transcript has 19 exons. Gene Ontology annotation, cellular component: plasma membrane. Gene Ontology annotation, molecular function: bicarbonate transmembrane transporter activity; chloride transmembrane transporter activity; oxalate transmembrane transporter activity. NCBI's taxonomy places the organism in Eukaryota, Metazoa, Nematoda, Chromadorea, Rhabditida, Ancylostomatidae. The coding region runs from base 1 to 2178 and encodes 725 amino acids. The record is from RefSeq and is a predicted model, not a curated record.
AUGCCGUCGCAGUGCAGGGACCCUGGACAGUUAGAUGUCAUGGAGAGGCCACCAAUGAACCAGGAAGAAUUCGACAGACGGUUUGAAUACGAGUUGCCCCAUGAACACACUAGCAUAUGUUUUAAAGUAGCCGUCGUGACAAGAAAAUUCUGGAGGCCUUUCACAUCACCGAGGAAUUUCGCCAAAACAAUUGUUUCUUUUAUUCCAAUAUUGUAUUGGUUACCUAGAUACCAGUUCAAGACAAACCUUUUACAUGAUGCCAUCGGUGGACUGACAGUUGGAAUAAUGCAUGUACCACAAGGAAUCGCUUACGCGCUACUGGCAGGUGUUGAUCCAGUGAUCGGUCUGUACACUUCGUUCUUUCCGGUUCUUGCGUAUAUGGCUUUCGGUACCUCGCCACAGUGUUCUACUGGAACAUUCGCUGUCGUUGCCCUUAUGACCGGUAACGCAGUGAAGAGACUAGCUGUUACACCGUUAGAUGAGGAUCCACUUACAAAUCUGACAAUGUCGUCGGAUGGUCCCACGCCGAUACAAGUCGCCUCUGCACUCUCUGUACUCAUAGGAAUGAUACAGACGGCCGUAGCGAUUCUUGGUUUGGAUUUUGUCACCACAUACUUCUCGGAUGAACUUGUGGGUGGAUUCACUACUGGUGCUUCUAUGCAUGUAUUCAUCACUCAACUGAAGGAUGUGGCAGGAAUUACUGGACUGCGCAGACGUGACGGCGUUGCAAACGCUUUACUGAAAGUCUAUGAUCUAUGUGAAGCAAUCGGUCGCACGAAUCUUAUGACACUUGGUUUAUCCGCUGUAACCAUGCUUGUACUUGUUCUUGGAAAAGAUCUCAUUAAUCCACUUGUGCAGAAACGGCUUCGCUGCCCAGUCCCUAUUCCUUUUGAGCUUAUCGCGGUUAUCGGUGGAACACUUGUAUGCCAAUUCGCACAACUGAAAACUAAUUUUAAUGUGACGACGGUCGGAUAUAUACCCACUGGUCUGCCAGCACCGAUAUUUCCACACGUCGAUCUCUUUUCAUCACUUAUUUUGGAUGCGAUUUCAAUUUCAGUUGUAGUGAUGGCUAUUCAUGUUUCAUUAUCAAAAAUUCUAGCCAAGAGGUUCCAGUAUGAUGUGAACACUAAUCAGGAAUUCUAUGCAAUGGGUUUCACAUCGAUGAUCAGCGGAUUUUUCCCAGUAUUUCCGCAUUCGAGUAGUCUUUCUCGUACUAUGGUCAGCGUUAGUGCCGGGACGAAAACGCAGCUUUCCGGUCUCUUCUCAAGCAUAUUUAUCUUCAUCAUUGUGCAAUUCAGUGGCUCAUGGCUGCAACCUUUGCCAAUGUGCGUCUUGGCUUCCAUUAUUGUAGUGGCACUACUAGGAAUGUUUGAAAAAUUUGCACAAUUAUCAAAAUUGUGGCAGUUGUCCAAGAUCGAUUUCAGUAUAUGGGUGGUCGCCUUUGUCGCUACUGUAGCUAUAGACGUUAUGCAAGGUUUAGCCAUUGCUAUAUUGUUCGCUUUAUUUACUACGGUAGUUCGGGAGCAAUGGCCAAAAUGGCACAUUUUGGCAAAUAUUUCUGGGACGAACGAUUUCCGAGAUGUGGAAAGAUAUCGGCACAUUUACUUCUUCAACAGCGUAUGUGUAUUACGAUUCGAUUCACCAUUACUCUUCACGAAUGUGGAAAGAUUCCGGAAAAUUGUGGAUAAGUUGGCGAAGGAUUGGGACGGUGUAAAGUGCUGCGGUAAAAUCGACAAGAGGCACCUUAUUCCCGGAGAGAAAACUGAAAAACAUGAAAUCGCAAGCAAUUCGUCGCACACGACAAAAAAGUAUUUGAUUAUCGAUUGCUCCGGAUUCGCCUACGUUGACGUCAUGGGAGUCAACGGCUUAAAGGAGAUCUAUGAAGAGAUGAAGGCCAAGAAUAUCCAAGUUUCAUUUGCGGCUGCUAAAGCCCCGGUUCGAGAAUUAUUCGAAGCAAGCGGCCUCUAUGCAACCGUAGCAAAGACAAACUUCUAUCCCACCAUCUACGAUGCUGUAUCGUAUGCUCAGCUCGAGAAGUCUACGUUACAAAUGGACGAGGUCGUGUUGCAUGAGAACUCGUAUGCGAACAGCAUUGUGAACACCACAGAUGAAACUUUCGAAUCGUCGGACACUUCUAAUGGCCAUAAAUCAGUAGAAAGUAGCCGGACGAGACAUUAG